AUGAAAACUUUAUAUAUUGUAAUACUAUUAAAUAACUCUUUGGAUCUCUUUCUCAUGCAAUCUAUAUUACAACAAAUAUUAGAGAAUCAAUUCAUUAAUGAAUUGAUUCAUAACUAUAGCGUAGCACAUUUGGUACUUCAUGGCUUGAUGUUAUUCUUUAUCAUAUACCUCUUGUCGAUGAGACCGUUUAAACCACGUCCCAACGACACAUUGAAUCCACGCGAAGAGGAGGAAUUGAUCAAAGAAUGGAAGCCAGUGCCAUUGGCACCCAAGAUGUCGCGUAACGAACUCCGUAACGCUGCCAACCCCAUCACCAUCACCAAAUCCAACUCUACCAACAACGUCGUCUCUGUCAAUGGCAAGGACAAUGUCUUGUGCAUGUCGCGCACCAACUAUUUGGGUCUCUUGUCGGACCCACGUCUCAACGAGGUUGCUGAACGCACCAUCCGCAAGUACGGUGUCGGUUCGUGUGGCCCACGUGGCUUUUACGGCUCGAUCGACGUGCAUCUCUCGCUCGAAAAGCGUUUGACACAGUUUAUGCGUGCACCACAGACCAUUGUCUACUCGUCGGGCUAUGCUACCAUCACAUCGGCCAUCCCAGCCUUUUCCAAGAUUGGUGACAUUAUCAUUGCCGAUGCUGGUCUCUCCCAUCCUGUCCAAGUCGGUAUCACAUUGUCGAGAUCACGUGUGCACUACUUUAAGCACAACGAUGUGUCAGACUUGGCCCGCAUCCUCGAACAAAUUGCACAAAAGGAGGAAGAAGACCUAAAGAAUGGCAAGGGCAAGUUGGUCCGUAAGUUUGUCGUCCUCGAAGGUAUCUACUUUAACAGCGGUGAUAUCGCUCCACUUCCACAAGUCAUGGCUCUCAAGGAGCGUUACAAGUUCCGUGUGAUGCUCGAAGAGUCUCAUUCGAUCGGUGUCAUUGGUCGUACGGGCCGUGGUAUCUGCGAGCACUAUGGUAUCGACGUGAACGACAUUGAAGUCAUCUGCGCUAGUCUUGGUCACGCCUUUGCCGCCGGUGGAGGGUUCUGUUGUGGAGCUGAUGCCGUCGUCAAUCACCAACGUCUCAACGCACUCGGUUUUGUCUUUUCCGCUUCGCUUCCUCCAUUCCACGCUACCACUGCCGAGACUGCUGUCAACAUUCUCGACCAAGAUCCCAAGCUCCUCUCCAAACUCUCCAACAAUUGCGCAAUGGCCUACGAAGCCUUCAACAACCUCCCCGGAUUCCGUGUUAUUGGCUCUCCCAUCUCCCCCAUCCUCCAUCUCCGUCUCGAAAAGACAACUGGUACCCGUGACGACGACGAUGAUCUCCUUGAAAUGAUUGUCAUGAAGUCGCUCGAUCGUGGUCUCCUCAUUUCUCGCUCCAAAUAUGUCGACGGCGAGAAAUACCUCCCCGAACCUUCCAUCCGUCUCUGUAUUAAUUCAACAAUGACCGAAAGAGACAUUCAAUUUACUCUUGAAACCAUUAAAGAUGUUAGUUUAAAUUUAUUACAAAAUUAA
Messenger RNA from Cavenderia fasciculata, 1500 nucleotides. It is a transcript of the gene sptA, whose product is annotated as serine C-palmitoyltransferase subunit. Bases 1 to 1500 code for a protein of 499 amino acids. Lineage: Eukaryota; Evosea; Eumycetozoa; Acytosteliales; Cavenderiaceae. The transcript has 2 exons. Gene Ontology annotation, biological process: sphingosine biosynthetic process; ceramide biosynthetic process. The record is from RefSeq and is a predicted model, not a curated record. Gene Ontology annotation, cellular component: endoplasmic reticulum. Gene Ontology annotation, molecular function: serine C-palmitoyltransferase activity; pyridoxal phosphate binding.